AUGUCUGAGCAUGAUUCGCCCGGCGAGAUAUGGAAGAGUCCUCUGCCGUCGCUCCUAGACAUCAGCGUUGCGAGGCGGGCUGGCCAAAGAGGCCUAGAUGAAGAUAUAGUCGCAAAUCAGGAUGACUCUUUCCAAUCCAUCUCAAUUGCCCCGUCGUUGAGUCAACAUGGCGUCGGAAGACCAUUCGAAGACACGGAAAAAGCGAGGUUAUUCAUGCACUACAUUCAUGAUCUCUCUACAUGGGUAGAUGUGAGCGAUAAACGUCGACAUUUCGGAACAGAAGUGCCCAAAAGAGCAUGUCAUUCACCCCUGCUUGCAUACGCGAUCAUAGCAUUGGCAUCCCGAAGCCUCUGCUCCAUCAAAGGAACCGAUGACUCCAAACCUUCUACCUACUACAGCCACGCCUUGCAAAUCUUGAUCCCGAUCCUGGGCAGCUCUACAGAGGCCCUUAACGAAGAAGUUCUGGCGGCGAUCGUAAUAUUGAGACAAUACGAAGAAAUGACUGAUACUGACUUUGGCGUUCACUUAUCCGGCAGCUCUAAGCUUCUCAACUCCAUGUUCAGCCUCGCCAGCAAAGGUGGACUGGGAGAAGCAGCAAGCUGGAUCGUAUUGCGCCAGGACUAUUGGGUUGCUCUGGUCAAGUCUCAACCUCUGAGCAUCAACUUGGACAGCUAUAAAGGCUCAAGCUCCUUCGUCGUUUCUGACCCCGAGUGCCUCGCCAACCGCGCCGUCUUUUUGUGCGCGCAAGCCUGCGCCUACGCAUUUCAGCCAACCAUGGUCAGAGACCUCGAUCGAUGGAAUAAACUCAAUCAGGAGCUGGGAAACUGGCUCGUCUCAAACCCUUGGCAUGCGGAUCCUCUUUGGGUAGACCCGCCGCAUGACACCAGUGCCAAUGGAUCUGCUUUCCCAACAGUGUGGAUGACGCAUCCUGCGCAUGUGGUGGGAUACCAACAUUACAGUCUUGCACGCAUGAUCUUACACAUUUUCAACCCAUACCUAAGCAAACCGAGUCUUGAUACCUUUAGGCGGAGAAGGGAGUCAGAGCAAGCAGUUCUGGACAACUUUCGUCUGCUUCUAGGCCUCGCGAUUAGCAAUCCGCUGGUAGUAAACGCCAGCUUUACAGCUGCCCAUGCAUUGAGAGCUUGUGGCAUAUAUCUCACGGACCCCAAAGAGCAACGCGAAAGCCUAGAUUUGCUCGACAAGAUACAUCAACGGACUGGAUGGCGCACGAAGGACUUGGAGGAGAAACUGAACUCUCAGUGGUCACAAGAUAGUUGCAACAGUGCCUUUGGGCAUCUUUUUGCAGAGGCUCGGAAGUGA
This is a messenger RNA of Colletotrichum scovillei, 1320 nucleotides long. RefSeq names its product zn 2cys6 transcription factor. Gene Ontology annotation, biological process: positive regulation of transcription by RNA polymerase II. Gene Ontology annotation, molecular function: DNA-binding transcription factor activity; transcription cis-regulatory region binding. The transcript is spliced from 7 exons. The coding region runs from base 1 to 1320 and encodes 439 amino acids. NCBI's taxonomy places the organism in Eukaryota, Fungi, Ascomycota, Sordariomycetes, Glomerellales, Glomerellaceae. The record is from RefSeq and is a predicted model, not a curated record. Gene Ontology annotation, cellular component: nucleus.